Molecule: messenger RNA, 3162 nt
Organism: Vitis riparia (riverbank grape)
Lineage: Eukaryota; Viridiplantae; Streptophyta; Magnoliopsida; Vitales; Vitaceae
Product: lysM domain receptor-like kinase 4
Exons: 5
Coding region: 1059-2975 (638 amino acids)
Biological process (GO): protein phosphorylation
Molecular function (GO): ATP binding; protein kinase activity
Source: RefSeq, a predicted model, not a curated record
UACGGUGGCAGAUUCAUCUGCAUCCGUUGACUGUAAUUAGAAAUGAAAAUUGUGGAUACAGUGGCCAUAGCCCAUGCUCUCGCACUUGCUGCUUACGCUGAUGCCGCUUCUGCUUCCCAAUCUUCUUCCCAGCAAACAUUCUCAUCCUCCACGACUGGGGGUCGCGCCGCUUUUCAGUGGGGUGGAACCAUAUCUGCCACGUCAGUCGCCAUCCUGCUCUUUUUUUCUUCUACGUUUUUUUUUCCCUUUAAUCCAUUGGAACCACAAUUUAGUCUCUUUCACUUCUUAUCCUUCAAGUAUUUUCUUCUUCUUCUUCCUCCUCUUUUUUUUAUUUUAUUAUUAUUAUUAUUAUUAUUUAUGUUGUUUUAUAGGUUUUUGUUAAUAUUUUCCACUUUCCAUUAACAUUGGGAUCUGGGUUUGGAAAUACUUGCAUUUUUAUUUGGUUUUGUGUUGUAGAUUUUUGUUAAUCUUGAAUCACGUAGGGCGGAGAUCAUCCAUCCAAAGUUCCCUUUUGGUCCUCUUUCUUCUAACGAGUUUCCCUGCAGUGCCGUUGAAUAUUGUUAGGGGGCAAAUUGGACGUUGGUUUGCAUUUCUUGCCGUUGCAGCAAAUCUCUUCUUCCCUCGGAAGUUUCCAGUUGCUGGUUUUAUCCUAUUGGUGGCCACUCCUGACUGGCUGGCUAAUGGACUGCGUGAUAGCAUUGUUGGUGGUGUGUUUUGUCUCCUACUGGGAGUGUGUCUUGUGAUAACAGAGAUUCGAGGAAUUGGAGGAUGCAGCAGAUGUGAAUACAAAUGUUUGAUGCGCUUAGUUAAACAAAGCUGGAUACCACUUCAAAGGAGAGAUGCACCAAGCAAAGCAUAUAAAUUAUAGAAAUGGAGAUGGUCAACCAAUUAACAACUACUGCAUUUCAUUCCACCCUGUUUCAAGAAAAAAUCUUCUUGGAGAUAAUGGGACAUGUUCUCUGAACUUUCCCUAAUAGAAACGUAAACUACCACACCAACGACCCCAUGUUGUAAUUAGAAGACCUCAAUCCUCGUGAAGUCUUCCCAGUUCAAUCAAAAUGGCUUGGCUAUCCUUCAUCUCUGUCUUUACUCUUUCUCUGAUUUCUUUCUCUUCCUCCAUUCUUGCUCAGCAAUCAUAUGUGGGAAAGGGUACAACAGACUGCGACAACAAUAAUUUAACUUCUGUUCUUGGUUACGCCUGCAAUGGUGUCAACGCUAGUUGCCAAGCUUUCCUUAUCUUCAGAUCUGAACCCCCAUAUAACGAUGUUUCUUCCAUAUCUGAUCUUCUGGGGUCUGACCCAUCUCAGCUUGCCCAAAUCAAUUCAGUUGAUGAGACUGCUACAUUUGAAACAAAGAAAGAGGUCAUUGUUCCAGUCAAUUGCUCCUGUUCAGGUGAGUUCUCUCAGGCAAACACCUCUUAUGUUGUUCAGCAUGGAGAUACCUACUUAUUGAUAGCAAAUAACACCUUCGAAGGCCUCUCUACAUGUCAAGCUCUCCGGAGUCAAAGAACUUCUCUAACUACUAAUAUAUAUACUGGUACGAAGCUUACUGUUCCUCUUAGGUGUGCUUGUCCUACCAAGAACCAAAGUGAUGUGGGUGUCAAGUAUCUCAUGAGUUACUUGGUCGCUUCUGGUGAUUAUGUUUCAAGCAUUAGUGUGAGAUUUGGUGUGGAUACUGGAAUGACUCUUGAAGCUAAUGAGCUUUCUGAGCAAAACCCCAACAUUUAUCCCUUUACUACCCUUCUAAUUCCCCUGCAAAAUCUGCCCUCAAGUUCCCAAACUAUAGUGCCGCCGCCGCCGCCGCCACCAGCACCUCCACCUCCAACUGCUGUAUCGUCCCCAAGUAAAAGCUUGAAGAAAACAUGGGUUUAUGUCGUUGUUGGAGUUGUUGCCGGAAGUGCUCUUGUAUUGCUGUUUGGCUCUGUUAUUUUCUUCAAAUUCUUUAGGAAAACUAGGAAGAAAACUGAUCCAAUUGCUAUCUCAGAUAGCUUUGAGGCAUGUGAGAAACCACUUAAGGAGGAACAGCAUGAGUUCUUGGAGAGUAUAUCUAGCAUAGCACAAUCCCUCAAAGUUUACAAAUUUGAAGAACUACAAUCUGCAACUGAUAAUUUCAGCCCCAAUUGUAGGAUAAAGGGGUCUGUUUACCGUGGCACGAUUAAAGGGGAUUUGGCUGCCAUAAAGAAAAUGGAUGGAGAGGUGUCAAAUGAAAUAGCUUUACUAAACAAGAUCAACCAUUUCAAUGUCAUCCGCCUCUCUGGCAUUUGUUUUAAUGAUGGGCAUUGGUACCUCGUCCAUGAGUAUGCUGUUAAUGGACCCUUGACUGAUUGGAUCUAUAACAACAAUGAUGACAGCAGGUUUUUAGUUUGGAUGCAGAGAAUUCAAAUUGCUUUGGAUGUGGCCACAGGGCUUAACUAUCUCCAUAGCUAUACCAGCCCUCCCUAUGUCCACAAGGACAUAAAAAGCGGUAAUGUGCUUCUUGAUAGUGACUUCAGGGCUAAGAUUGCUAACUUCGGUUUAGCAAGGUCAGCAGAGGGGCAGGAGGGUCAGUUUGCCUUAACCAGGCAUAUCAUUGGGACAAGAGGUUACAUGGCACCAGAGUAUCUGGAGAAUGGUUUGGUCUCCACAAAGCUUGAUGUUUAUGCAUUUGGGGUUCUCAUGCUGGAGAUGCUUACAGGGAAAGAAGUUGCUGCAUUAUAUGAAGGUGAGAACAUGCACCUACCAGAUGUCUUAGUUGCUGUGCUCCAUGAGGGAGAUGGAAAGGAGAAGUUGAGGAACUUCAUUGAUCCUUCCCUGAGUGGGAAUUAUCCUUUGGAACUUGCCAUUGUUAUGAUCAGAUUGAUAGAUAGCUGCUUAAAGAAAUCUCCAGCAAGUCGCCCAGAUAUGGUUGAGAUAGUGCAAGCCCUGUCAAGAACCUUGACCACUUCAGUGACCUGGGAAUUGUCUAAUAAUGUCUCAGGAUACCAAAAUUCCAGUUAGAGUUUUUUGCUGGCAAUCUCCUUAUGGGGAGGUCGAUAUCUGAAUUUCUGUAAAAAAAUGCCUGGUCCUUUAAAGAGUGCUCUGAAAUAUUAGUUCACUGAUAGAGGAGGGACUGAGGUUACGCCUAUGUUUCAGAAUAAGUGUAUCAGCAUUAUAGACACACAUGAACUUGCAUCUUUCAGAUCCA